UCUGAUGAAGCAGAUUGCUUUAUAGCAUAUCUACGCGAAUUUGUAGAAGAACACGAUUCGAACUUUGAUGAUUCAGACAUCCGGGAUUUUAUUGAUGCUUUUUUGAAUGAAAUGAAGAAACGAGAAAAAGAUGAUGAUGUCUUCAAUAAAAUCCAACUGGUCAGGUACGUGCGUGACCUGUUCAAUGCGGGAUCAGCCACAACCAGCAGCACUUUGUCGUGGGCUUUCCUCGCUCUGGUCUCUUACCCAGAAUGCCAAGAAAAAAUUGUAGGGGAAAUUCUGACAACCUUUGGCGAAGACGGAGUCCCGUCAAUGAAACAUCGACAUGAAAUGCCUUACACUUGUGCCUUCAUACAAGAACUGAUGAGACAUAGGACUCUAUUCCCACUAAGUGCCUUUCAUAAAACGAACGAAGAUUCGACGCUGAAUGGAUACAAUAUUCCAAUAAACACGACGAUCGUUCCGAACAUUUGGGCAGUUCAUUAUGACCCCAAAUAUUUCAAAAAUCCGAGAGAAUUUCUACCAGAUAGAUUUCUCGACCGUGACGGAAAAUUCAUCAGUUCUAAUCACGUGAUUCCGUUUUCGAUCGGUCCUCGACAUUGUCUGGGAGAACAACUUGCAAGAAUGGAUAUUUUUGUAUUUCUGACGGGAAUAUUACAAAAGUUAAAAGUGUUUCCGCACACUGGAAAGCCCCUUCCUUCAUUCAAUGACGGUGUGUUCUGCAUGGUCACAUACGAGCCACCCCAGUUUGACGUCGUUUUUGAACGACGAUAAUUGUAUUUUGUGAUUUAAAAAAUCAGCUUUAUAUAAUUGGAAGCAAUAACAUACAUAUAAAUAAUUAAAAUUAUUAUAAUACAAAGUGUCGUUGUACAUAGAAGAUC
This is a messenger RNA of Styela clava, 881 nucleotides long. NCBI's taxonomy places the organism in Eukaryota, Metazoa, Chordata, Ascidiacea, Stolidobranchia, Styelidae. The record is from RefSeq and is a predicted model, not a curated record.